Molecule: messenger RNA, 672 nt
Organism: Trichomonas vaginalis G3
Lineage: Eukaryota; Parabasalia; Trichomonadida; Trichomonadidae
Product: protein serine/threonine kinase protein
Exons: 1
Coding region: 1-672 (223 amino acids)
Biological process (GO): peptidyl-serine phosphorylation; autophagy
Cellular component (GO): cytoplasm
Molecular function (GO): ATP binding; protein serine/threonine kinase activity
Source: RefSeq, a predicted model, not a curated record
AUGGAGUACUUAAGUGGCGGUGACAUACAGACAGUUCUUGAAAAAGAUCAUCACCUUUUACCAGCUGAACAGAUACGCAUUUCUAGCGAAAUCUUAAGUGCUCUAUCUUAUUUACAUAGAAGAGGUAUUAGCCAUAGAGACAUCAAACCUGCUAAUAUCAUGUUUGAUAAAGAUCUUCAUCCAAAACUCAUAGAUUUUGGCCUUUGCCGCGAACUGUCAGGACAUCUCUCAACCAUAUGCGACACCUAUACACUUAUGGCACCUGAAAUAAUAAAAACAAGUGAUUAUGAUGGAACUAAAGCUGAUAUUUGGUCAUUCGGGGUUUCUCUUCAUAUCUUGGCAACCGGGACAUAUCCUUUUCAGUAUCACUCAGAUUCUCAAUAUAUUAAGGCAGUAAAAACGAAUCAAUUGUGCAUCAAUAUUAAAGCACAAGGUCUUAUUGGAAUUGUUAUUCGAGAAUGCCUUAAACUUGAUCCUUGCACUAGAAAGAACGCAGAUGAAUUGCUUGAUUUAAUUAAGGCUCAAAAUAAUCAUGUCCAAGCUAGUUCUCUUUUGAAUAUAGCCAACGGAAAACGCAGAAAUACGUUCCAUAAUAUUUCAAUUUCAAAGAACUUAAGCAUAGGUUCGUUACCUUUCCGCUCAAGAUUAGGUUCUAAUCGUUCAUUUUUUUAA